AUGAACGUUCAUCAACGAAAAAUUCUCUCUUCCGGUGCACUCAUAUUGGCAGUGGUAUACUCCCUUCUCGUCAUUGUCGGGAUGAUGACCUUCGGAGUGGAGGCUCAAAAAACCUAUUCCAUCACUUCCUACAGUUCUCAAGUGAGUGUUGGAACAGCCUCUUCGUGCUAUGUCAAUGUGGUUGAAACGGUGGAAUAUGCUUUUACUGGAUCCUAUUCCACAGUGGCUCGUGCUGUACCAUACACAAUUGCUCUUGAUAUUCCAUCAUCUUCUGUGAAAGUAGAUGUAUUGACACCUGGAUACUCUGUGUCGUAUACGACCGUAACUUCUGAAGCAAAUGCCUAUUACAUUACUUCCACUCUCUAUCCAUCCACACCAUCUGGAGCGACAACAACCAUCAAAAUUCGCAGAUCUUAUACUGUGAAGGGGCCAAUCACAAAGAAUGGCAAUAACAAUGUGGUGACCUACUACUACAAAGAAGCAAGUGAUGUUACCAAUUUGAGCGUUUCAUUUGUCUUUGACAGCUCACUCAACUUGAAUUCCAAUGAUUUGACAGCAUCAAGUGGAGGUGUUGUCUCUGGAACCACUGUAACCUAUUACAAAUCAUCUUUAAUUUCCAACGGUGAAUUUAUUCCUUAUGUAUCAUUCCCUGUUCGUUCUCAAUUUGAUUCAUGUGCAUCAUCUCCUGGAAUAGGCAUUGGAACAAUUAUUGGAAUUAUUUUCGCUGUCAUUGUAUUUGUAAUUUGUGCAAUUGUUUGCAGUAUUAUUGGCUUCUUCAGACGUGUAUUCUACCGUCCAAGCUACGGAUUUGGAUAUUAUGGAUUUGGUCCAACUUAUUAUCAAGCUGAUCCUGGUUUCCAUCAUCACCACCACCAUCACCAAUCUGGAGGUCAUCACCAUGGUGGAAUUACCGGAACUUCAGGUUUUGCUCAUUAA
Molecule: messenger RNA, 936 nt
Organism: Naegleria fowleri
Lineage: Eukaryota; Heterolobosea; Eutetramitea; Acrasida; Naegleriidae
Exons: 2
Coding region: 1-936 (311 amino acids)
Source: RefSeq, a predicted model, not a curated record